AUGUAUUUAUUUUUGUUUCUUCUUAGAAAAAUGAACAAUUGUACGGCAGCUAAUGAAACGAUGAAGCCAGCUACCCAGGAAAUAACGUUCCCAAUAAUGGCUUGGAGCGUGGUAUUCGGAAUUUUAGCCGUUAUGGCUAUAUUUGGAAACUCAACGGUUAUUCUGGCGUUCAUUCGAAAUGUUCAACUGCACACUCGCACUAAUUACAUUAUAGUGGGUUUGGCAACUGCUGACUUGCUGGUAGGUUUGAUUGCGGUCCCACUUUACAUGGCUAUUACUCUUCUGUACAAACAGCAACUUGAAAUCCCGGAUGUUUUGAGUGUGAUGUAUCACGCAGUGGACGUGUUUGGAGGAUUCGCUUCUAUAUUUCACUUAAUGCUUAUAAGCCUUGAACGUUUUUACGCUAUUGCUUACCCAGUCAGCCACCGAAAUUCAUCAAAAGUGGUAUACAUUGCUGUCCUGAUAAUAUGUUGGAUAACAGCAGGUACACUAUCCUUUAUUCACUCAAUAAGAUACAGUAACUACAACAUAACAAGAGCCUUCUUCAUACUCUUCUGUGUUUCCUUCUCCGUGGCGUUUUUCGUGAUCUGUGCUGCUUAUCUUGGAAUAUGGCGGAUGGCAAAGAAAAAAAAGCUUAUUCGAAGAGGAUCAAGACGAGCAUUUAAGAGACAUGACCAUGAAGUCAUGAUUGCAAAGUCUCUUCUUAUUGUGAUCAUUGUGUUUGCAGUCACGUGGCUUCCGUUCUUCUGUAUUAACGCUGUGUACUUUUUUCAAUCUCAGCUUAAACGCCAAUCCAUUUCGUUUGACGUUAUUCAAUUUACCAAGUUGUUACAUUACUGCAACUCUGCUAUAAAUCCAGUCAUUUACUCCCUGAAGAUUCCAGGAUUUAGAAAAACGUUUACUAGUCUCUUACGGAGGGAGUCUACGAGAUCUUUCCGAAGUUCGCUUAGUUUUUCACGACGUGAGUCUUCAAGGAAACCUAUGGCAGAAUGUGACCACCAAGACAAUGUUUAA
Molecule: messenger RNA, 1014 nt
Organism: Porites lobata
Lineage: Eukaryota; Metazoa; Cnidaria; Anthozoa; Scleractinia; Poritidae
Source: the annotation of a GenBank genome assembly